UCAAAUCAUCGGAAAUCCUCGUCUUCAACGAAAUGCCAUCGAUAUUACCCGCGCGCGGAGUCGGCGAUUUCCUUCACUCCAUGUGUUGAUCAUUGUGCACCCCUCUGCUGCAAGCGCUCUACGUCGUUUUUCGAUCCCAGGUGGGAGCGGACCUGGACCUAAGGCUGGGCAAGGGGCGCAUUGGCGCGCUUUACCAUUUGCUGCUAGUGCCUUUUGGCCAUUUCUCGUGCUGUUGGCGUGGUUUAUAAUACGUGCAGCUUGCCGCGUGCAAGCAGGAGGGGUGUUGUGGGAAGCUUCUCUUAUCUUUAUCCAUUUGUUGGUGCACAUACGUUCAGCUUCCUACAUGCAAGGAGAAGGGGUGUCGUGAGGGGGCAUCUCUCUCUCACUCACCUUCCUCCCAUUCGUUGUCUGCUGCCCUGCCGUGAUGAUGAAUAUCAAAUCGACGGCUCCUGGGGGCCCUCUGGCACACCUGCAAAGGAGGUUGAAUGAUUGUUCCAGGCCUCAGACCCAUCAAGACUUCGAAGAUUGGCUUUAUCCCAUCCAAAAGGUCUUCGAUGACGCUUUGUUGCAUGGACAGCUGGCCCUAGAGGAACUGGCCUUACCUGUGCAGAAGAGUCUCAACGAAUUCAAGAAGAAAACUCAGAAUGCCUGGGGGAACCUGACUGGCAUUUUUGAGCGGGAGGAUGGUGAGAGAUCGAGAUGCCCACGAUGCAAGGGUUCAGGCCUCCUCCAGAAAGAAUCUCCGCUUGGAUGGAAUAGUCCGCUGCUAAGUGGGGGUGAACCAUGCUGGUUUUGCGAAGGUAUUGGUGUUAUGCCGAUUGUAGAUCUCAGCGGUUACCUGGUGGCAAGAUCACCAACACGCUUCCGAACUCGGGACCCCCCACCAAAGUCGCCACGAAGGGAUGUGGACGUGCGGUUGCAUUUGGGAAAGUUCCCGGGCUCUCGGUGUAAAUUGCGGACUCUGCGUGUUGCUGGGGGUAUAAAGCAACUUCUGUUUGAUCCUUUGCGUGUUCCACGAUGGCUGCUGGAAGCUGAUCCAGAUGCUGCACCCCAUUGGCGCGCAUCCCCGCCCAUAGUUCGCAAGCUGGCAGCUCCGGAAUGGCGCAGGCUGUGGCCAUCUGCGGGUUCAGGCUCACGAACAUCAACAGGAAGCUCUACUCCAGUGUCAACGCGUGGAGCUGGGAGUGCUGGUAGUACCCAGAGUCGGCAUCCGCAAUCACAACAGGCAUUGUCUUCAAGAGGAGGAACCCCUGCUGGCGGUAGUGGUGGAGCUACUUCAGGUUCGCAACAACAGAAAAGGAGGACACCCGUUAGAACUCCGUCGCCCAGAAGAUGCUUACCCCCUUGUACACCAAAAGGGGAGGAAGUUGCUACCCCCCGAACUCUUUCCCAUCCACAAAGACCAUGUCAACCCUCUGCGUGUACUCCCAGCCGUAUCCGCACUCGACCACCUGCAGUGAAUUGCUUUACGAGUGGCGGAAUCCAGAGCAACAUUGUGGGGCCCUCUUCCCCUACCUACAGUGGCACGCCUGGACCGCUCACCCACUGUGUGCGUCCGGAGCGCAUGGGUCGAAGUAGCUAUGGCCGUGUGGCACCUGCUUGUAGUAGCGAUUCUGAGGAUCCGGAGGGUUUGGAUUUUCUCUCGGAAGGGGGGGGAUGGUCCCCGCGUGGACCCUCGUCACCUCGGACACCGACCAGCCGUGGUGGACGUACACCAAGGCGUGAAAGGAACAGAAUACGGGAGAAGGCAGAAAGAGAUGCAAUUGAAAGGGCCAAGCGGAUCACGUCCAGGCUGGUUGUGACUCCUGUACAAAGGCAAAUGGAUGAGCAGUUAGGAAGUGACCUUGUCAUCGAAAUCGGUGAUGGGCGUGGAGCUGGGCUUGCUGGGGAGGGUUCAGUGGGUUCAUUGCAUGUCAAUGAUGGUGGUAAAGAGGGCUUGGCCAGAUCUCAAAGCGGGAAUAGUAGGGGCUCCCCCAUGGUGGAUUCUUCUUUGAAAGGAACAACAACGACAACAACAACAACAACAACAACAACAACAACAACAACAACAACAGGAGGAGGAGGUUUGCAGUCUACACCCUCAGAGGAACCUAGUUUUGAAAGGGAGAAGUCUCACAUGAAUCUGUUGAGAAGACGGGGUGGGGAUAAGGUUGCUGUUUUGAAAAAGGCUGGCUUGUUUGGUCUGGAGAAGUUGCUUCAACCACUGUUCAAACCAUUGUUAAACUCAACUAACAUACGGCAGAACGUAGGGGUCCCCGCCCUACGGUCCUUGGUAGGCGCAACUGCCGUCAUUGGGCCGGUGCGCAAACUGCCCAGCAAUAUCAUGAGCAGUGAUUCUCUUCCAGUUGUGUCUGUGGGUGCAAAGGGUGUAAGCAGGGAGAUAGGGAUUGAUGGUAUGGUGAAUGUGGCAGCUGCAUCGAGCACUGCUGCAAGCGAUUCUUUCCCAGUUGUAUCUGUAGGGAUGAAGGGUGUAGGCAAGGAGGAAGGGGCUGAUGGGAAAGUGACUAUGACAAGUGUAUCAAGCAACAUGUCAAAGGCACAAGUCAAUAGGUAGGUACGGAAAAGUGGUGUUGCAGUUGCACUUGGUCACCCACGUGCAGCCUUUUCCGCUAUUUGUUUUCUUUGUCUGCUGACUCUUUUGCCCCUUUUGUUC
This is a messenger RNA of Chara braunii, 2653 nucleotides long. NCBI's taxonomy places the organism in Eukaryota, Viridiplantae, Streptophyta, Charophyceae, Charales, Characeae. The record is from the annotation of a GenBank genome assembly.